AUGGGUUUGGAAUGUUAUACAGUCUUGGAAUGUAUCGGAGAAGGCUCAUUCGGUCGUGUCUUUCGUGGAAGGAGAAAAGAAACGGGACAGAUUGUGGCUAUGAAAUUUAUUCCUAAAGUCGGAAAAAGUGAGAAUGCGCUGAAAAAUUUGAAGCUAGAGAUUGAAAUAAUGAGGUCGAUGCAUCACACUAACAUAAUCGAAAUGCAAGACUCUUUUGAAACGGAAAGAGAAGUAGUUGCUAUCACUGACUAUGCUGAAGGGGAUCUUUUCCAAAUAAUUGAAGAUGAUGGACGUCUUUCAGAAGAGACGGUCAGGUCCGUGGCCUGCCAGUUAGUCUCUGCCCUGUACUACCUUCAUGCUAAUCGUAUAUUGCACAGAGAUAUGAAGCCACAAAACAUUUUAUUAGGCCAAGAUGGCGUGGUUAAGUUGUGUGACUUCGGGUUUGCUCGUGUUAUGGGUUGGAAUACCUUGGUCCUUACAUCUAUAAAGGGAACUCCUUUGUAUAUGGCACCAGAAAUUAUCGAGGAGAAGCCCUAUGACCAUACAGCUGAUCUCUGGGCGUUGGGUUGCAUACUGUACGAACUGUUCGUUGGCACUCCACCAUUUUAUACAAACAGUAUUUUUCAACUUGUCAAAAUGAUAACAAAGACUUCUAUUCAAUGGCCGUCUGACAUGUCUUCAGUCUUCAAAGAUUUUUUGGCUAGAUUACUUCAAAAGGAUGUUCGGCAAAGACUGCAAUGGCCAGAUCUUCUGGAUCACCCAUUUGUCUGCGACAAGAUUGAAAUAUCCCCGGGUGUUCGUCUCCUCUCUAGCCCACUGACUCAACCGCUGACUCCGACUCAACUGGCAGAAAAAGAACGACAAAGACUGCUAAUGUUGCGACCAAAUGGAUCACGAGUGUUGAGACGUGCUGGAGGCGACCAGUUCAGUAAACUUAAACAAGUUAAAGAAGAAGACAAGUUGGAUGACUCUUUGGAUCAUCGUCGGGGUAAAUCUGUUGCUAAAGAUUUACCAGGAUCAGAUCCAAGAGUUGAUGUGGUUGAAAGGAGGUAUGCAAAAAAUUUGUUUGAUAAACCUCCGUUGUCAAAAUUUGGAGAAAAAGGGAAAGUAAUCAGACCAAAAUCACACACAAAGGCUAUUGAGGAACACAAUGAAUUAUUAAGAAGGCCAAGUUCGGCGGACAAUGAACAGGGAGGAAAUGAGCAAUCAACACAAAAUUCCUCAACUAAUCGACCACAAAGUUGUGAUACAUUAGAUUCAGAAAAGAAAGCUCCAGAAUGGUCCCAAUUCGAAGAUACUGCAGUUGAACCUCCUACUCCAAGAGAAAAUCGAAUAUCCUCUGAUUAUGAUCGUGAAAAUGCGGUAAUUGAGCGUUUUCAACAAAGUAAUCGCGAAAUUUGUAAUGUAGCUAAUAAGCAACAUUCUGUAGUAGGUGAUUAUCACUUGACAGAUGAAACAACGACAGAAACAUGUGAAACUAAAAAUACUGUUAAACUCAGUCGUCAAGGCGUCAGAAAACAAAGUUCACUCGAUGCAUUCGACAAAAUGCCUAGAACACAUCGUGCAAUGGAAUAUACUGGUUGGUGGCUUAGAGCUAGUGCAGAAGCCUGGGAACGUUUAGCUGAUGCAACAGAUAUUGAAUUCCCUCAUCCACCUGGAUGUGAGACAGAAAAUACUCGACAUUCUUUAGAAAUUAAUAGACAACCUAAACGAAGAACAGCGCUCAGUUUACUGUGUGAUAGUGAAUUCGGUCAGCGAUUAUCGUUGAGACUGGCAUCAGCUUCUGUUAUUGAUGAUAAAGCUGCCUGGCAGUCCAUACAUCCAUGGGCAUCGGCUUUAACUGAACGUCCUUCAUCGACAUCUCAUAAUCGUCCAGUUUCUGCUGGGACUAAUGUACCCAAAGAGUUUUCAAAUGAUGUAGUAUUUGGACUUGAAGCAGCCGCCUAUUUAAGAACGUUACUUCGUUUGGUUACAAAUUUAAUCACAGUUAAAUGUGAUGUUACCAUUAUUGUACAAUUCUGUGAAGUGACGGAACUACCAGUACAACUGAUUAAAUUAAUGCAAUCGUUUAUUAACUGUACAAAAUUGCAUCAAAAAAUGUGGUAUGAACAAAUCCUCUUGGAUCUUAUUAUAGCGAUGAAUGCAUACUUUGUCAGUGAAAUUGGUCAAAGACAAGCUAUUCCACAUUCUGUAUUAAGAGGAUAUACAGAACAUGCACUUUGUUUCAUUGAACUUGUACCGAGACUUGUGAAUCAGGAAUGUGAUAAAGAAUUACAUUUACGCGACCAAACUUUGCUAUGUAUUCGGUAUUUGAUUGAACGUAUGGUUGAAAGACCGCCAACAAUUGUUGAGGAAUUUUUCACUGAAUUAAAGAAACAUCAUCUACAGACAAUAAAAACCCUAGUUUUAAUGCCAUCUGUCAGUCGAUAUAGUUUAGCUGAUGCCGAUAUUAACCGCUUAGACGAUAUACGUGAACAUGCUAUGGGUGCAUUAACCGCUUUUACAUGUCCGUUGUCUACAGUAUGCGUGUCAAAUGAACCGUCAAGUGGUUUGAAUACUGACACUUCUGAUACAACUAUCAUGAAGCCGGUGAAAUUUUCAAUUCGAACUCAUGAGAUUGCAAUGUUCAUUGCAAAUCAGUUAUGCCAACCGGAGUUGGAAACACAUUUACGCGUUUAUAUCUCCUAUCUAUGGGUUAAUCGUUUAUGUAUACACACAGCAAAAGUACUUUAUGACUGUGUACAAGCUGAUGCAUUAUUUGCUCAUUAUUGUAUCAAAAAAUUCCCUAUUUACUUGGAAGCAUUAUUAGAUUUAUUACGUGGUAGUGUAAGUGAUUAUAUUCUUUAA
Molecule: messenger RNA, 2847 nt
Organism: Heterobilharzia americana
Lineage: Eukaryota; Metazoa; Platyhelminthes; Trematoda; Strigeidida; Schistosomatidae
Source: the annotation of a GenBank genome assembly